CCGUCCUCGCGUCACUUUUACGCUCAAACGAACGCCCCCCUCUCUCACUCACUGGGAAAACAACUUUUAUUGAAGCAUUCGAAAUUCUGGAUUUUUUACUAUUCGAGUUGGAAGCGAUUAAGGUCGCUGGGGGGAAAUGGUAACUUUUUUGUUGGAGUUUUUAUUUGAAAAGAGUUUUUGGAAGGCUUCUUUUCGGCUUUUGGGUCAGGUGCGCUGGGGCUUUCGCCCUUCUUGUGACUGGUGUGAUAUCCGAGAGGAGUGAAAACGUGCGGUGAAGUUACCGGCUGGCUUGACGAAUUUGUUAAGGCGAAGAAUUUUGUUUUUUUUUUUUUUUUUUUUUUCAUGUUUCGUGGCCUGCACUCCCCCCGGUUGAUUUUUUCGUCGGUAUUUUUGGCUUUUUUGCUUGUACUAUCAGUCGGGAGUGUGCGCGAACCCUGAAAAUCCAGGAUUAAAGUGAAGUUCGAGUGUCUUAGUGGAGCGAGAGGUUUUUCGCUCUCCUUAAAAUCGGUUUUGGGCCAAUUCAGUGGGGUAAAUAUUCGUGCAAGUUUGCCCAACCUAGUGGCCGGAUGUUCGACUUGUCUACGAGUCACGAUCGGCGAAUUAGCUCGCUUAUUUCUCUCCCGAUGGAUACGACGCCGCAAACGUCCUUCUCACGCUUGCCGAAACUCCAAUGAACCCAUUGUCGUCCGGCGGAUUGUGAAAAAUUUGUAAAAAAUGAGUGAAUCCGAGAGCGGCGAGUGCUCGGUGGACGAAAUCGAGUGAACUUAAUUGACCGUUUGAUACGCUAUCGAACGUCGCAACAAAUCAAUCAUCCUCGAUCGCCUGACAUGGCAACUCUGGGCCUCUCCAAGGUCUUCAUUUUGGACAAAUACUUUACCGAACUUCAAAAAUUCUGGGAGACCGAGAAGAAGCUACAAGAUGCCUCGUCGUCGAACGAAGCGGUGCAUCUUCAGCAGCGACUUAGGAGCCUGAGCACGGAGUUGGUGACCCUGAGAAACCGGUUGCACGUGAGUCAGCCCGGAGGGGCGACAAGCCCAGGGGCUGCUGCGGGCUCGCCAGGAAUCGGUGAAAAAGGUAGUGCUCCAGGAAGCGGUGCACCGGCGGUGCCACCCCGAACGAUAUUGCCGAGCCAUGCGAACUCGGUGAACUCAUCGACGCUGAAUAAUCCGAGCAACGCCAACGGCUCCGGCAUCGGCAAUGCCAUCUUGCAUCAGCAUCCACCGAUCGGACAUUCCUCCGGGCAGACCUUCACCGCUUCCGCCAUCGUCCAUCCUCAUACCAAUCAUUCCAACGAUCGUGGCCUCAAUUCGUCAACGGGUAACCUCAUUUCCGAUCACGAAACGGCGGAGCGCCCCAUCGGCAUCACCGACGACGUCUCUUGCGUCACCGCCCUCGGUGCCGUUCGCUCACCCCCCAUAUCCAGGAUCAUAGCGGACGUCAAAACCGGCCGAAAUUCUCACGCGCAAAAUCGCUCCAUCGGCAAACCGACGACGAAUCACUCGAGCAAUGGCCACUCCUCGAGCCUCGACGACCUCAUUCACCUGCCGGGACCCCUCACCGAGGACGCCGUCCUUAAGUGCCUGCAGGCUCGGUUCUGCGCGAAGCAAUACCACACGAACGUGGGGCCCAUUCUCGUCUGCAUCAACCCUUACACCGACGUUGGUAAUCCUUUGACCUUGACCAGUACCAGGGCCGUACCUUUGGCCCCGCAGCUCAACAAAGUCGUCCAGGAAGCGGUGAGACAGCAGUCCGAGACCGGUUACCCUCAAGCCAUCAUUUUAUCUGGGACCAGUGGAUCCGGGAAAACUUACGCCUCGAUGUUGCUGCUGAGACAAUUGUUCGACGUCGCUGGCGGUGGACCAGAAACCGACGCUUUCAAACACCUAGCAGCAGCGUUCACGGUCCUGCGAUCUCUCGGCUCCGCCAAAACUGCCACGAACUCCGAGAGCUCGAGAAUUGGCCAUUUCAUCGAGGUGCAGGUAACUGACGGUGCACUGUACAGAACCAAGAUCCACUGUUACUUCCUCGAUCAAACGAGAGUCAUCAGGCCACUUCCGGAUGAAAAAAAUUAUCACAUUUUUUACCAGAUGCUCGCAGGCUUGUCUCAUGACGAAAGAGUGAAACUAAACCUGGAAGGCUACAAUUUGAAGAAUCUGAGGUACCUGCAAUACGGCGAUACGAGGCAGGACGAAGCCGAGGAUGCUAUUAGAUUUCAGGCCUGGAAAGCCUGUCUAGGAGUUCUCGGGAUUCCUUUCCUCGAUGUUGUAAGAGUUCUUGCCGCUGUUCUGAUCCUCGGUAAUGUUGGAUUUACCGAUGGUUCAGGAGUCGAAGUCGGUGUAAUCGGUGAAAAUGAGCUGGGCUCGGUCGCUGCACUUUUGGGCGUACCGCCGCCAGCAUUGCUGCGAGGACUCACUUCCAGGACUCACAAUGCACGAGGCCAACUUGUCAAGUCAGUGUGCGACGCAAACAUGUCGAACAUGACGAGAGAUUCCCUGGCAAAGGCAUUGUACUGUCGAACAGUGGCAACGAUAGUUCGAAGGGCAAACAGCCUGAAGCGUCUUGGUUCGACGCUCGGGACGUUAUCGUCAGAUUCGAACGAAUCGGUUCACAACCAGGCUGAAGUAACGAGCCAGCACGCCUCGACGAUCGGUAGCUCAGCAGGUGGUACCGGGUCGAGAAGCAUGACUGCACUGAACAACGCGGUUAGACACGCGACAGACGGUUUCAUCGGGAUCCUCGACAUGUUCGGUUUCGAGGAUCCAAAGCCAAGCCAACUGGAGCAUCUCUGUAUAAAUCUUUGCGCGGAGACGAUGCAGCACUUUUACAACACUCACAUAUUCAAGAGCUCGAUCGAGAGCUGCCGAGACGAGGGAAUACGUUGCGACGUCGAGGUCGACUACGUCGACAACGUGCCUUGCAUAGACCUCGUAUCAUCACUGCGAACAGGGUUACUGAGCAUGCUGGACGUUGAAUGCUCGAUACGGGGCACCGUCGAGAGCUACGUUGCCAAGGUCAAAGUGCAGCACAAGCAAAAUCCCCGGCUAUUCGAGCCACGAAUCGUCGACUGCAGGUCCUUCGGGAUACAACACUUUGCUGGACGAGUCACGUACGACGCUUCUGACUUUUUAGACACAAACAAAGACGUCGUUCCCGAUGAUCUUGUCGCUGUUUUUUACAAACACACGUGCAACUUUGGAUUCGCUACCCAUCUCUUUGGCAGCGAACUCAAGGCACUUUAUGCCAGUAACACCGUCCCAAGAGGCGUCAGCUUCAGAAUAUCGCCAACCUCACAUACUGAUCUUCUGAACGGUGACGAGCCGAUUUCGACUCUUACCCAAGAUUUCCACACGCGACUGGACAAUCUUCUGAGAACCCUCGUGCACGCGAGGCCCCAUUUUGUACGGUGCAUCAGGAGCAACGCGACCGAAACUCCGAUGCAUCUUGAUCGUGGGGUCGCCAUGCGACAAAUACGAUCGUUGCAAGUCCUUGAAACAGUGAAUUUAAUGGCCGGUGGUUAUCCGCACAGAAUGCGGUUCAAAGCGUUCAAUUCGCGGUAUCGGCUGAUCGCACCCUUCAAACAAUUAAGGAGGGCCGAAGAACAAGCCGUCGAAGAUACUAAACUCAUUCUACAAAAUGCACAACAAACGAAGAGCAAAUUCGGCGCGAGCACCAGCUGGGCACUCGGCAAAAGACACAUUUUUCUCAGCGAAGGAAUUCGACAACAACUCGAAAACCUUCGAUCUGAAACGAGACGAAAAGCUGCCACCGCCAUUCAGUCAACUUGGCGAGGCUGGAGGGUCAGAAGAAGAUGGCCGAUACGUAAAUCGACGAUGAACGUCAGCGCCGGUCUCGGGCUGAAGCAAAAUCAGCAAAACGUCAGCGCGACGAGCCACCAGAGAAAUGGAACGAGCGGAACGGGCUCCGGAACCGGAACUCGUCCGAGGCCACAACCCAUCGCCGGAACUCCGCCUCCCGAUCCCUCGGAAAAAUGUGCCGAUCAAAAAAUGAUACAACAAACGUGCACGCUCUUCGGACUCGAUCUCGAACGUCCGCCUCCGGUACCACCCAGUCGAUCGUACACAGUCACAGGAAACACGAAACUCGGUUAUCCACAGACCAGAGUCAUGAAAAUGCCUUUUCCAGAAGAAGGCGAAGGCGAAGUGGUCCUGCUGAAGGGUGAAACGGUCCUGGUGAUAGGUGCCUCGCCCCGGCGAGGGCACUUGCUCGUCGAGCACAACAACACGACCCUCCACGUGCCUUACCAAUUUAUGGAGCUCAAACCAUGUAACAUAAACGUAUAAAAUUAGUUAUUUAUUAAAAGGCGAUGCAAGGAGCCGAGUUGCAGCCAAAUGCCGAUAAUAUUGCCAUAAAGAUUAACAAUAUUUGUUCCAGUGAAUAAAAAAAUAUCGAAUUUACUGAAACUUUGGAAAGGGGGACAAAAAACUGGGGUGAAAAAAUCGAAUGAAAUAUCAAAAGACUUUGAAAAAGAGUGAGAAACCUUAGAGGAAAAAUUGUGAGAGCGAAUAACGAGACGAGGAAUAAUUUUCAAAAAAUUAUCCAAAGUCACCGCUGAAGACGAAUUUUUAAUAUAAAAAUCAACGAAAUCGAAAAAUUGGGAAAAACGUGAACAAAACUUUCGGAGAAAAAAAUUGACAAAAAAAGGUCGAAAAAUUUUUUUGAUAAGCGAGAAAUGAAACAUUUUUCCGAGUCCCUCUUUUCUAUCUCGAUGUAAAAGAGUUUUGAAUACGCGAUCGAAUCGUCAAACGGUAUUACCCAAAAUCCAUACGUAAAAUAGUUAUUAAGAAAAAUACGAGAAAAAAUGACAAAUUUUCUCGUCACAGGAAGAGAGAAAUAAGAGACCCAAUUUAUUUUAUAUUAUUACGAGAAGGAAAUGAAGCGAAGGGGAAACUGAAAAAUGCAUAUUACCUACACAUAAGACAAUAAUUAAUAUUUUUAUUAUUAUUAUGACUUAAUAAUAAUCACUAUUGUUUAUUAUUAGUAUUAUUAUUAUUAUAACGGAUCGUGUAAUGUAAAAUUUACGUACAUAAUGUACCAGAGUCUUACCUUAAAGGUAUUCCAAAUCGAACAGUA
Molecule: messenger RNA, 5091 nt
Organism: Venturia canescens
Lineage: Eukaryota; Metazoa; Arthropoda; Insecta; Hymenoptera; Ichneumonidae
Gene: dachs
Product: unconventional myosin-IXb-like dachs
Exons: 15
Coding region: 828-4301 (1157 amino acids)
Biological process (GO): vesicle transport along actin filament; actin filament organization
Cellular component (GO): cytoplasm; actin cytoskeleton; vesicle
Molecular function (GO): cytoskeletal motor activity; ATP binding; actin filament binding
Source: RefSeq, a predicted model, not a curated record